CUUGCCGGAACCUCCGACAUCUCCUCAUCCUAGUACCACUCAUGCCUUUGAUCGAGGUGAUUGCAAACGAUCGGCUGGGCCGAAAAGUCCGAGUCAAGUGCAGCCCAGAUGACACUGUGGGCGACCUGAAGAAACUCAUUGCCGCUCAAACUGGUACAGAUUUUAAGAAGAUUCAGCUGAAGAAAUGGUAUACGAUCUACAAGGACCACAUUACGCUCUCGGAUUAUGAGAUCCAUGAUGGUAUGAGUUUGGAGAUGUAUUAGUGUUCAAUCCACUCUCGAGAGUACGAGAGAAAGGUGGUACAGAAGCAGACACAAGACUGUUAACUGUGUUUUUCAUAAUCGACAUGUAUUAACAGCUUU
Messenger RNA from Suillus bovinus, 362 nucleotides. RefSeq names its product ubiquitin-like protein. The coding region runs from base 42 to 263 and encodes 73 amino acids. The record is from RefSeq and is a predicted model, not a curated record. Lineage: Eukaryota; Fungi; Basidiomycota; Agaricomycetes; Boletales; Suillaceae. The transcript is spliced from 5 exons. Gene Ontology annotation, cellular component: nucleus; cytoplasm. Gene Ontology annotation, molecular function: protein binding; protein tag activity. Gene Ontology annotation, biological process: mRNA splicing, via spliceosome; protein modification process.